Molecule: messenger RNA, 951 nt
Organism: Meloidogyne enterolobii
Lineage: Eukaryota; Metazoa; Nematoda; Chromadorea; Rhabditida; Meloidogynidae
Source: the annotation of a GenBank genome assembly
UGAGCGUGGGUAGGAUUUACCAUUAAAAUUAAGGUUGACGUCCAAAACCUCCAGAACACCCAAAUCUUCGGUUCGGUUAUCAGUUCCGAGUAUCCGGAGAUUUCCCAGGAAACGCCAAGCUUAAUUAGAAGUCGUAUAAGACUAUCUAAUAAUUUUUAAAACGAUCUAAUAAUUCAAAUUUAUAGUUUAAUAAAUAUUAGAAUGAAUGAAGAAAAUAUUUUUUACAAUCCUUCAACCAUUUCCUCACUUCAUCAUUCUUCAACAACCUCCUCCUUUAAAUCACUUAUUGACACAGCUUCUUUAUUUUUAUUCGAGGACAGCAAUAUUGGCAGUAAUCCUAAUGCCGUUAUAAAUAAUUCAGUUAAUUCUACUUCAAAUUCAAUUAUAAAUGAUACCUUUGGCACUGAUGCUCAAGGGGGUGGUGCAAUGUCUAAAUGUCUUUAUGAUGAACCCCCACUAACUAAAUUACGCUUCGUUAUUGUUACAUGUAUUGGCACAAGUAUAGCACUUUGUUCUAUUCUCGAGAAUUCCUUUUUCUUUUAUUUGUUUUCAACACGCAAACAUCAUCGUCACUCUUUCAAUUGUUAUAUGAUGUUUAUUGCCCUUUUUGAUAUUCUUAUUAGCAGUUCUUACAUUUUUCUAAUGUCAAUGAAUGUUUUGAUGGACUUUUUACAGUCAUUAACGCUAUUUAGGAUAUGGCAUUAUUACAUGGUGCCGAUGAUUACAGUCUCUCAUUGUGCAAUAACUUCAGGCUCAUUCCUAAUUCUUGCAGCAACGAUUGAACGCUUCUUUUUAACAGCAAAUUCAAGAUAUAUUCGUGUAAUCCAAAGAAAUAGAAAAUACGUAAUUUUAUUUGCGAUCCUGAUGGGGAUUCUGUCUAAAGUUACUAUUUGCUUGGAAUUUAAGGUGUUUCAUGAUUUUAAAAAUUUUCUUUGGCUGAGCUUUGUAUAG